Messenger RNA from Tetrahymena thermophila SB210, 351 nucleotides. RefSeq lists its product as hypothetical. NCBI's taxonomy places the organism in Eukaryota, Ciliophora, Oligohymenophorea, Hymenostomatida, Tetrahymenidae. The record is from RefSeq and is a predicted model, not a curated record. The transcript has a single exon.
AUGUCACUUUUAUAUAUUGAUAGUCCUAACAUUAAAGGUAUGCCGAUAAUCCAUAUUUAAAGUGUUCCAUCAAACGAAUAAGAUUCAGUAACCAUAGCAAGUGAACUCAUAGCUGUCCCCCAAAAUAGCAAUGAAUACUCUGAAAUAAUUAAUUUACUUACCUAAUUAAAAUUAAGAAUUUACAAUAUGGUAUAUUUCUAAACAACUUACAUUUAGACUGUAAACUUGUAUACAGAGAGGAUUAGUGAAAAAAAGAAGAAAGUAUCCAAUUAGCAUUGUUCCAAUCAAGAUAAUUUAAUAGUUUUACUGUUGCAGAGUGUUAAAUAGAAUUAUGAGUACUGUUUUGAAUGA